Molecule: messenger RNA, 3555 nt
Organism: Callorhinchus milii (elephant shark)
Lineage: Eukaryota; Metazoa; Chordata; Chondrichthyes; Chimaeriformes; Callorhinchidae
Gene: cnot4b
Product: CCR4-NOT transcription complex, subunit 4b
Exons: 13
Coding region: 380-2677 (765 amino acids)
Biological process (GO): protein ubiquitination
Cellular component (GO): CCR4-NOT complex
Molecular function (GO): ubiquitin-protein transferase activity; metal ion binding; RNA binding
Source: RefSeq, a predicted model, not a curated record
GUUUCCCAGAGAAGAGAGAGAAAAAAAGAUGGUGGCUGCUGUGUAAAGUGGAGCAGCGGCGCAGAGAGCGAGCGACCUAUAAUUAUAACAGCAGAGAGGGGCACAGGCCGUACUUCUCCCUUAAUCUCUUCUCGCCACCCUCGUCUGGUCUCGCCGGCUCGCCCGCCCGAGGCUCUUUUUCUCUCCCUCCCCCUAAAUCAGACACACACGCGCGGGGGAAGGAUUUUGUCGCAGCCGGAAUCCCCGGGGCCGCGCUGGAGAGUUACGCCGACCAAGUGCUUGUUGGAAAGUCUUGGUGGAGGAAGCCGUGCGAGGGGGGAGAUCUGAAGCAUCGUUCUGCAUAGUUUUUUUUGCUGAGAAUUUCGUGUGUAACCUGAAGAUGUCUCGCAGCCCUGAUACGAAGGAGGAUCCCGUCGAGUGUCCCCUCUGCAUGGAACCCUUAGAAAUAGACGACAUCAACUUCUUUCCUUGCACCUGUGGAUACCAGAUCUGUCGCUUCUGUUGGCACCGAAUUCGCACAGACGAGAAUGGCCUCUGUCCAGCCUGCAGAAAGCCCUAUCCAGAAGAUCCUGCAGUUUACAAACCACUGUCUCAGGAGGAGCUACAGAGGAUAAAGAUUGAGAAGAAACAGAAGCAGAAUGAGCGGAAACAGAAAAUCUCAGAAAACCGCAAACAUCUGGCCAGUGUACGGGUUGUACAGAAGAACCUAGUCUUUGUUGUAGGGCUCUCACAGCGAUUGGCAGAUCCAGAGGUUUUAAAACGGCCAGAAUAUUUUGGGAAGUUUGGUAAAAUACAUAAAGUUGUCAUCAAUAACAGCACAUCAUAUGCAGGUUCACAGGGUCCCAGUGCGAGUGCUUAUGUAACUUACAUCCGGUCUGAAGACGCGCUGAGAGCAAUUCAGUGUGUAAAUAAUGUCGUGGUAGACGGCAGAACACUCAAGGCUUCUUUAGGUACAACAAAGUAUUGCAGUUACUUCUUGAAGAACAUGCAGUGUCCUAAACCAGACUGUAUGUAUCUGCACGAGUUAGGGGAUGAAGCGGCCAGCUUCACUAAAGAAGAGAUGCAGGCAGGUAAACAUCAAGAAUAUGAACAGAAGCUGCUUCAAGAACUUUAUAAAAUGAACCCCAAUUUUUUGCAACAGUCGUCCAGCACAGUCGACAAAAAUAAAAACAAACUAGCUGCUCAGCAGAGGUAUGAUGUACCCAACAGUAAUAAUAAAGAUACCUGGCCAUCAUUACAGAGUACAGCUAAAGCAGCCAACGGUCUAACGGUCCUGCUCGAGGACAGCAAAACGCCUCCCAUACUUGAUAUUGGUUCAGAUCCCGAAAACAUGACCACAGAUGGUCCUGACAAAGAACUCAGACCUAUAGAAAAACCACCAGAAAACCUCAGUCUAGGAAAUGGUGACAAUUUUCAACAGAUACCUACCAGUGAAACACCAUCACCGCCGCCAGGCUUAACAAAACCCAAUCCCCUUAUCCCCAUUAGUUCAUCUAACCACAACGCCCGGUCCCCCUUUGAGGGGGCAGCAGCAGAAUCCCAGUCCCUGUUUUCAGACAACAGUAACUUCCGACAUCCUAACCCUCUUCCCAACAGCCUGCCUUACCCCACAUCACCCCAGACAACACAUGACUGGCCAACAGCACCAGAGCCACAGAGCCUCUUCACAUCAGAAACCAUCCCAGUAUCCUCGUCAACAGACUGGCAAGCGGCAUUUGGCUUUGGCUCCUCCAAACAGCAAGAGGAUGACCUGGGGUUUGACCCAUUCGACAUCACCAGGAAAGCCUUAGCAGAUCUGAUAGAGAAAGAACUUUCAGUCCAGGACCAGCCUUCCAACACGGGUCUCAUAUCUCCAACGUCACUACAGAUCCCUCCUCAAACUGCAAACAAAGGGGUCGGUGGCUUCAUGCCCCCUCCUCCAACUGCCACGACUGCCAACUCCAUAGGCAAUUCUUUCCCCAACUCUAUAUUACCCCGGAGGUUUCCAGCUUUUCAACACAGAGCCAUCUACAACUCCUUCAGUUUCCCAGGUCAGGCACGGUACCCGUGGGUGGCCUACUCUCAAAAUAGCAUGAUGCACUUGAACCACACAGCAACGCCCACCUCAAACAGUAACUUCUUGGACUUGAAUAUACCACAGCACAGCACGGGACUUGGUGGCAUACCUAUAUCAGACAACAGCAGUAAUGUGGAAAGUUUAAAUAUGAAAGAGUGGCAGGAUGGUCUACGGGCACUGUUACCAAAUAUUAACAUCAAUUUUGGGGGACUACCAAAUGCUGCUUCCUGCUCUUCAGUGAACCAUGCAGCACCAACCUCAGCCAACAACAGCAGCCUGAACUGGGAGAGUGGGAGUAGCUGGAUGGACCCAGCUAUUAUUACAGGAGUGCCAGCAUCCACAGGGAACAGUUUAGACUCUCUGCAGGACGAGAAUCCACCACACUGGCUGAAGUCGCUUCAGGCCCUCACAGAAGUAGAUGGCCCUGCUGUCGCACAGACAGGGCACAGUAACCCCUUCAGCACACAGAUCCCCUUACACAGAGCUGGCUGGGCUCCCUACCCUCCUCCUUCCAACCCAGGCAAUUUUCACUCUCCACCUCCUGGUUUCCAGACCACCUUCAGACCCCCCAACAACCCCCCCACAGAUCUACUACAGAGCUCUGCAUUGGAUCGUCAUUAGACAUAACUGAUUUAUUGCCCCCUUUCUCUCUAUCUCUUUGCUCUUUCUCUCUCCCUCCCUUCCCACACAUAAUCUCAGUUCCUGAUCAGCCCCAGAUGCAAUGCAGUCACAGGGUUAUGUUGAAAAUUAUCAGGAGAUUUUUUCUGCUCACCAGUCUUUUUUUAAAAAAAACAGCAUGCUCCCCCAUCUCGCAGGCUGCAACCUUCUGACAAUUGGUAUCUUAUCAACAAAGUCACCUUUGGCAAUAGAUUUUUGUGUUGUGUUUCAAGAAAACCGUAAUUUGGGUGAAUGUACAAGAAUUGCAAAGUGAAACACAAAUGGAGUCCUGGGGGUUAAAAUUCAUACUUAUAUAAUGAAAUGCUUUUGAGUUUGUUGUGUCAGAGCGAGUAUGGCAUGCUGGGGUAAGCAUUGUUUGAUUAGUGGUAAAUGGGCAUGUAGUUGAGGAGUGGACGAGUUGACUAAAACAAAUUGAUUUUUUUUAAUUUUGAAUUUAGCUUCAAUAAAUAAUACAAGAAAUAUGUUUUAAAGCAUUCACAAAUUUAAUACCUAGAAGAUAAUAAAAACAGCUGAACACAAAGAGUGGUAUAUACUCAUUUCUUUCUGUCUUUCUCUGUGUCUGUCUCUAUCUCUUGUUGGCUUUUAAAAUUCACUGGAAUGGGAGCUCUGGGAUAGCACUGCCUUUGGGGGGGGGGUCACCUCAUUCUUCAGGAGCACAACCUUUUUGAACUCCGCCUGCUGCUUUGAGUAACCCUGUAGGUUCUGGACAUCGUGCAGUAUUUGAAGACAACGUGGUUAAUCUUGACGCUAAAAUUUAAAAAAAUGUACCUCUUCGGAUUUGGAACUAAAUCUUAAAUAAAAAAAAAACUACUUGACCUUGA